This is a messenger RNA of Prunus armeniaca (apricot), 918 nucleotides long. Lineage: Eukaryota; Viridiplantae; Streptophyta; Magnoliopsida; Rosales; Rosaceae. The record is from the annotation of a GenBank genome assembly.
AUGGCUUCUCUUACCUUCCUUCAACCUCUCUCCAAUCUCUCUUCCCCUACCACCCUCGUCUCUCUCAAAAAUCCCCACCAUAUCCCUUUUUUUACUUCUCUAAAUCCCUCCUUUAUCCCCAAAACCCGCCCAUUCAAAUCUUUCACAGCCUCAUUCUCUCUUGCAGAAUCAAACUCCCCCAAAUCCUUACAGCCCAAUCUUCAGCCUUUCCUCCAAGAACUUGCUGAUAGUUUCGAUCUUCCACAAGACUACUUUGCGCAGCUUCCGAGCGAUCUCCGUCUCGAUCUGAACGAUGCAGCUUUUGAUCUUUCAAAUGGACGGGUCAUUGAUGAGUGUGGUCGAGAGUUGGGAGAGACAUUGUUAAAUCUCUCUCGUGCAUGGGAAGCAGCUGACACAUCAACUUCCCAUGCCUUAGCUAGACAGCUCCCUGGGUUGGAGGAAUCUUUGACAGGCAAUGCCAAAUCAGCAUUUGGGAAGCGUUUGGUUUCUGCUGGAAGAAGGUUCCAGUCUAUGGGACAGUAUGGUCAAGGUGAACUACAAAAGAUUGCAAAAGUAAUGAUUACAACUGGAAGGGUUCUAUCUGAAAGUUCAACAUCCACGGUCACUGAUGAACAACCAAAGAAGGAAAGCAGGAUGCUGAAGUUUGGAGAACUUCAGCUCGAGCUUACAUCAGAUAAAGCCAUCAUUGGGGCUAUAAUCAGCGUUGGUUUUGGAAUUCUUUCAUGGGAGCUAGCUCAGGGCAUCCAAAACAUCCCAGAGAGUUCGUUGCAGUACGCAAAUGAAAACGCUUUGAUGCUGGCUAAGUCUUUGAGAGGAGCUCUACUUGCAGUCUGCUAUUCAUCAGCAUUCUUGUCUGCUCUUACUAGUGUUGGACUUGUCUUACUUGGAAGACAACUAAAGUCAUCAAAAGAAAAGUGA